AUGGGUCAGAUUCCAUCAAAAAAUCAUUCAAAACUUAUUCAAAAACUCAAAGACACCUCCAAUAGUCACACUGACUGGUCAAAUAUUUCAGAAAUUGGAGACGGUGCAUUUGGGAAACUAUAUUUGGAAUUCUGUAAAUUUGGAUCAUUUGACCUCAUAAUUGAGGAAUUGGCCAAAUCGGGAGACGAGUUAUCUGAAAUUCAGAUUAAAGCGGUGAUGAGAUCUGUUUUGUACGGACUUUCAUAUCUUCACAAGCAGAGGAUUAUUCACAGAGAUAUAAAGUCAAGCAACAUCAUGUUAAAUGAGUCAGCCAUUAUCAAGAUUGCUGAUUUUGGAGUGGCUGUACUGAUGAAUACCGAAGAAAUUGGCCGAAAUAGUUUUAUAGGAACCCCCUAUUGGAUGGCUCCGGAAGUUAUUUCAUGUGAAACCGAUAGCAACUUGCGCUACAACACAAGUGCUGAUAUUUGGUCCUUAGGAAUUACUGGGAUUGAAUUGGCUCAAGGCAAACCGCCUCAUGAUGAAGUAGUCCCACUGCGAGUUGGACUUGUUAUUAUUCAUUCGGAGCCUCCUUCGUUUGAGAAUACUAAUAACUGGUCAAAUUCGUUUCAUACUUUUAUAACCAAAGAUUUUAAUGAAAAGGCAAUGCAGUCAUUGGUUUGUUUUCUUUCUGGAGAAUUGGUGGUGGAAGAAAUUAUCGAAGACGAAAAAUCGGUUUCAAACGAUCAAGAAAUUUUGGACUCGAUUCCAAUUAAUACAAAUUCAGAAAAUUCAAUAAGAACGUCUCAACAAGUUCUGCAAGAUAAUUCUCCAAGAAAAAUAACAAAAUCUAAAACUUUUAUGCAUCAAAGUACUUAUAUUGACGAAGAUGGAAAUUUUGUUAUAAAAGAAACGAAAAGAACGUGCAGAGACGACCCCAAGACUGAAACUAACGAAAUAACGAGAAGAAACUUAACAGUUCUUGGAAAAAAUCUCAAAAAGAAAAAUCUUCUCCAAUACCGCAAGUGGCAAGACAGAAAUAGGAAAAUUCUGAAGUUCGUUAAAAUCGAAACUACAAAGUCCUACGACCAGCUAAUAGCAACUCAUUCUGAAAUGGUCAACAAGAUUUAUCAUAAAGUGAUUGGUGAUCUUCAAAAAAUUUCUAAAAAACGGACUUCAGCAGUGUAUUCAGCGUGUGUGGACGCCUGCAACGCCUACAAACUAUUUAUAAGAAAAAUGGAUGCUCAGGAGAGCGAUGAUGUGAAGUUUUAUCGAAAAACACUAAAACAAGAAUACAAACGUCAGGCGAAGGUGAGUGACCGAUUAACCAUGUCAUCAUGCGAAAAAAAUAUGAUAAUUAAAGUAUCAAUUAAUUCGAUUUCUUUUAAGGAAAUGGACUUUGUUACGGAAAUCAAAAACAAGAACACAGAACGAAAUUUACAGUUUUAUGUUAACCGCAUGACCACCAUUUUCGAUAUUGAUUUAAAGGCAUAUUCUGAAAAAAUGGAUUUAAUUUUAGACUGUGAGAAAAAUUUAUAUGAAAUUAAAAGAAACCAUCAACUAGAAAUGGAAAAAUUACUUUUAGAGGCACUUAAUAGAGUGUAUGACAUACGAGCUCGAGAACAAGAUGAGAGAUUUCAAAUGGUUCUGAUUAGUUUAAAUAUUUUUAGAAUUUUUCUCUUUUGGUUAAAGAAGAACGUGAUAGUUUUUAUAAAUUAGACACAGAAUACCAACCUGUA
Molecule: messenger RNA, 1715 nt
Organism: Octopus sinensis (East Asian common octopus)
Lineage: Eukaryota; Metazoa; Mollusca; Cephalopoda; Octopoda; Octopodidae
Product: serine/threonine-protein kinase 3-like
Exons: 7
Coding region: 1-1695 (564 amino acids)
Biological process (GO): protein phosphorylation; intracellular signal transduction; regulation of MAPK cascade
Molecular function (GO): ATP binding; protein kinase activity
Source: RefSeq, a predicted model, not a curated record